This is a messenger RNA of Diceros bicornis minor, 1786 nucleotides long. RefSeq names its product charged multivesicular body protein 4A (gene CHMP4A). The record is from RefSeq and is a predicted model, not a curated record. The transcript has 6 exons. NCBI's taxonomy places the organism in Eukaryota, Metazoa, Chordata, Mammalia, Perissodactyla, Rhinocerotidae. Gene Ontology annotation, cellular component: multivesicular body; ESCRT III complex; cytoplasmic side of plasma membrane. The coding region runs from base 829 to 1491 and encodes 220 amino acids. Gene Ontology annotation, biological process: vesicle budding from membrane; late endosome to vacuole transport via multivesicular body sorting pathway.
GGAGGGCGUGGCGACCGUGCUGGCUCCCACUGUUUAGGUUUGGGGACGAGUUUCCAGCUUUUGUCAUCCAGUCCUUUCCAAAACACUGGUGCUUACUUUUGCCGGGCAAGAGGGAAUCUGAGAUGACGAAGAAUGAUUGCCCUGUUCAAGCUCUAUCUGGUGGGGAAAGACAAGCAAAAAUUGGCGUUUACAGUGUAGUGUAGCACCUCCAUGAUGGAGAUGUUCCUAAAAAUCAGGAAAGCACAGAAGCAGAAGUGUGCCAGGUGAAGAACUGAAGCACUCCAGGAAGAGCUAAUUGUGUGUGCAAAACAGAAGCAAGAAAAACCCCCUGUAUUUCAUUCAGUUUGAUCCUGUGGAGUCAGGACCUUGGGCAUCUCCUAGGACAGCAAGUGGAACAGUGAUUAUAAAAAGGGACUGAACUCUGGUGGGGGAUGUGAUCGUGGGGAGGCUGUGCAUGCGUGGGUGCAGGCGGGUAUAUGGGAAAUCUCUGUACCUUCCACUCAGUUUUGCUGUGAACACAAAACUGCUCUAAAAAAUAGAGUCUGUUAAUUUUUUAAAAAUUGGAAACAACUUGAAAGGCAGCUUGGAACAGCAAAAGAAUACUGGCUUUGGAGGUUAUACUGCCAUGUUUCAAUUCCUGCUCAAUGUCUUAGUAGUUGUGAUUUCUAGACAAAAAAACUUAACAUCCUUUUGCCUUUUUUCAUAUGUAUGAAGUAAAGAUAGCACAUUCAUUGUAGAGAGUCAUUUUGCAAUUAAGAAUAACAGUCAAACGCUUAGCAUAUACUGUGCACUCAAUGAUUGGUGGUUAGUAUUUUUCCUUCACACAAUAUGGGCCUGCUCCAUUGGACUUCAGGGAAGAAGGAGAAGGGGCCAACCCCUGAAGAGGCAAUACAGAAACUGAAGGAGACGGAGAAGAUACUGAUCAAGAAACAGGAAUUUCUGGAGCACAAGAUUCAACAGGAGCUACAAACGGCCAAGAAGCAUGGCACCAAGAAUAAGAGAGCCGCCCUACAGGCUUUGCGGAGGAAGAAGAGACUGGAACAGCAACUGGCACAAACUGACGGGACAUUAUCCACCCUGGAGUUUCAGCGUGAGGCCAUUGAAAAUGCCACCACCAAUGUAGAAGUGCUUCGUACCAUGGAGCUUGCUGCUCAAGGCAUGAAGAAGGCCUACCAGGACAUGGACAUUGACAAGGUAGAUGAACUGAUGGCUGACAUCACAGAACAACAGGAGGUGGCCCAGCAGAUCUCAGAUGCCAUUUCUCGGCCUGUGGGCUUUGGAGAGGAUGUGGAUGAGGAUGAACUGUUGGAGGAGCUAGAGGAGCUGGAGCAGGAGGAAUUGGCCCGGGAGGUGUUAGAUGUGGAAGACAAGGAGGAAGAACCUCCAAUCAAACUACCCAGUGUACCCUCUACACACCUGCCAGCAGGGCCAGCUCCCGAAGCGGAUGAAGAUGAAGAAGCACUAAAGCAGUUGGCUGAGUGGGUAUCCUGAUGAGUCUGGGCUUGUCUUCCUGACGCUGCCUUCGUUGCUCUCUUUUCCUUAAGUGCCAAGUGCUGAGCUAAAGGACCAUAGCCUUUUCGGGAGGUCCUGCUGAGGGUGGUAGUGUGACCCUGCCUGAGAAAAGGGUCUGUUGCCUCCCAUCCCUGGCUCAACUCUGAAGAAGGAUCUUGGUGUGGGAGGAGCCCCUGGGCUCCCUUCUCUUUGAUAGCACUUACAGUGCCCUUGUUCCCAAUAAAAUUGGGUAGAUGGAGUGCUAGUGCUUCUACUGCCUGCUCUCCACCUGAAA